AUGGAGACUACUUUUAUGACUAUUCAUAAUCUUUCCCGCGAAGCCAACAUCCUAUUCGCUUCUGAAUCCAUCUCUGAGAUCCUCGGGUGGGAACCCGAAGAAGUAGUGGGAAAACCAUGGUUCGAGCUACAAGUCAGGAGAGUUCAUUUGGAGAAGGCCGCUGUGAUUUAUCAUGCUAGUAUUCAACAGAAGGAUCGGGAUGAGCAUGGGAAGCCUAAGUUCGUUAAGUGUGAAUGUGUUUUUACUGUGGUUCAUGAUGUUUUGGUUGCUUGUACUAGUGCGUAUGAUAAGGAUCAGGAGCAUUUGGAUCAUUUGGAGACGAUCCGUGAGAGUAUUAAGAAGGAAACUUCCAAGAGUCUCGUCAAACGAUUCACUGCCCCUCCAAAGGAUUUGAGAUAUCACAUGUUGGAGAAUCUUUCCUUCAAAUUUCGAGUUCCAAAUACCGACGUCUCUACACGUGAACCAAGAGCUGCUCUGAUUCUCAAUCGUUUCACUCGCAGCUUAACAGUCAUGUAUUCCACUGAUGCUAUUGAAAAAGUUCUCGGUAUCAGUAAGGAAUACAUGGUUGGUAAAAGUUUCUACGAAUGCAUUCAACAACAAUGUUUGACGGAAUCUAUCGCAGCAAUUGAAAGUGCCAAAGGAAAUGAUUCCAUCGCUCAUCUCAUCUUUUGGUGUCGUGAUCCACGUCAUCCUCAUGAGAUUGAAGAACUCAAUCAAGCUCUAGAUGAUGCGAGUGAUAUCAGCGGAAGUGAAGAUGAAAGUGAAAAUGAUGCAGUUGAUGGAAACUUCAACUCAUCAUCUACUCCAUCAAGCACAACCACUCGAUCUAUUGCUCAACCUAGCAGAGGAGGAGUAACCCGACGAAACAAUCGUCAAAGAUCUACUAAUACUCCACUUACUCGUGAGGUUCUAACUGCAUUUCAAUCUAUCCAAUUAGAAGCCGUCAUAUCGUGCACUUCAGAUGGUCUGGUUGUUAUUUUGCGUAAAGCUCCAGUCACAUCUCCAGUUCAACAUCAAGCUAUCGCUCCAUGGGGUAUCAAUCCCAUUGCACCUCACGUGCAUCAACCCGCUCUCAGCAAUAAUUUCAUUCAUGGUCCGCAGGCAUCAGCUCUUCAACCCGGUACUUCCAAAGAAGCAGCCAUCAAGAGUAUUCGCGAAGUUGCAGUAUUCGCCUGGGCCCUCUGCGGUAUCAAUGGAAAUAUUUCCGCCUACGGACAUGGAAUACCCGGACCGAGAUCUCAACCGCAGGUUCUCCCGGUUUGGAAUCCGGAUGGUCCCGGGGAAAUUGAGCCGCCGGUUAACCAGGCGGAGGUGGAUUGGAAGAGGAGAUUGGGGAAGAGAAAGGAAACGGGGAGAUCGUUAGGAAGUGUCUUUCGAGAGGAGAGGAAUGAGAGGAGGGAGAAGAGGAGGAAGACGGGUGGGAUGGGUGGAAAUGAGCUAAAACCUGAUGGGUAUGCGGGGAUGAGGAGUUAUCAUCCGCUUGGGCAGAGUCAGAUGAGUUAUGCUCAUCAGAAUCAUGGGUUUAGUACUGCGGGUUCGGUGGCUGGGAAUGGAAAUGGAGUUGGGAAUGGUGGUGCUGGAGGGUAUGGAAAUGGGAAUGGAAAUGGGAAUCAUCAUAAUGGACAUGCACAUGGGAAUGGAAAUGGGAAUGGAAAUGGUACUCAUUAA
Sclerotinia sclerotiorum 1980 UF-70 is the source of this 1668-nucleotide messenger RNA. RefSeq lists its product as hypothetical. Bases 1 to 1668 code for a protein of 555 amino acids. NCBI's taxonomy places the organism in Eukaryota, Fungi, Ascomycota, Leotiomycetes, Helotiales, Sclerotiniaceae. The record is from RefSeq and is a predicted model, not a curated record. The transcript has 4 exons.